AUGGGGAGCAGCCGGCCGCUUCCGCUGGUCGCGGGCACCAAGUCCCGCCAGGCCGCCUGCCGCGAAGACGAAGCCACCGGCCGCGGGCACAAGGCCGCGCGGGAGGCCGUCUCCGGGCAGAUGCAGGGGGCACCGGCCGCGGCGCGGGGCCACGCAGCCGCCAACCGUGCGUUGUCCUCGCCAACACCUUCCACAUGCCAGCAGUCCGGCACAGCAGGCGAAGCCUCAUCGAAGGAGGAGGAGAACGCGGUGGCCGGGGACGAAGGAAAAACAAAGUCUUUAACUGCAAAGCAAGAGACUGGCGGUCUCCAGUUCUUGCAUGUUCUCCUUUUCUCCAGGGAAGAACUUGGAGGAUUUAAUGCCGGCGAUCUUGUUCUCGUAGAGCACAGUGCUGAUAACGUGUUAAAGCGUGAAUCAUCUGCCACCAACCCAGCAGAGCAGGCGCAGCCAGGAGCCAGCGGCCCAGCACUAGUCUCCGGCGGCGACCCACCUACCACCCCACCUUCCCCUUCCCAAGCGGAGCAGUAUAACCCAGUAGCCCAACAACCUCGCAGAACCGCGCCACCAGCCAACGAGCAAGAGCCCGCAGCCGGAGCUCCAAUGGCAUCCUUCUCCUCCCUCUCUGCCCCCUCCUCCUCCACCUCCACCCCGUCCAUCAACCUCCCCACAAAAACCUCCCCUGGCACAAGCUCCCUGUCAUUCCCCAGGGCCAGAGAGUCGCUGAAGUCCAGGGCCAGGAUGGUGACGGUGCGGGCGGAGGUGGUUGACACGACCAUCAGCCCGCGGGUGAGCGCGCUCAGGCCGUCCAAGACCAUGGCCAUCACCGACCAGGCCACGGCGCUGCGGCAGGCCGGCGUGCCAGUCAUCGGACUCGCCGCCGGGGAGCCCGACUUCGACACGCCGGCCGUGAUCGCCGAGGCUGGGAUGAAUGCCAUCAGAGAUGGGGCUACAAGAUACACGCCUAAUGCCGGAACUCUGGAGCUGAGGAAGGCUAUCUGCAAAAAGCUUGAGGAGGAGAAUGGUCUAUCGUACACCCCCGAUCAGGUGCUAGUAAGCAAUGGAGCCAAGCAGUGCAUUACACAAGCAGUUCUUGCUGUCUGCUCACCUGGUGAUGAAGUUUUGAUACCUGCUCCAUAUUGGGUCAGCUACCCUGAGAUGGCUAGACUAGCUGGUGCAACGCCAGUUAUUCUCCCUACAAGCAUAUCAGACAAUUUCCUCCUAAGGCCAGAGUCACUUGCCUCAGUGAUCAAUGAAAAUUCAAGGAUCUUGAUUCUCUGCUCUCCAUCUAAUCCAACAGGGUCUGUGUAUCCUAAGGAGUUGCUUGAGGAGAUUGCUGCUAUAGUCAGAAAGCAUCCUAGGCUCCUAGUUUUAUCUGAUGAGAUCUAUGAGCAUAUUAUCUAUCAACCUGCUAAACACACAAGCUUUGCUUCAUUGCCUGGAAUGUGGGAAAGAACAUUAACUGUGAAUGGAUUUUCUAAGGCUUUUGCUAUGACUGGUUGGAGACUUGGAUACUUAGCUGCCCCUAAACAUUUUGUCGCGGCCUGUGGAAAGAUCCAAAGCCAGUACACCUCUGGGGCCAGUAGUAUAUCACAGAAGGCAGGGCUUGCAGCUUUGAACCUAGGUUAUGCUGGUGGUGAAGCAGUAUCAACCAUGGUCAAAGCAUUCCAGGAGCGUCGUGAUUACCUUGUAAGAAGCUUUAGAGAGCUGCCAGGAGUAAAGAUAUCAGAACCUCAGGGCGCCUUCUAUUUAUUUAUCGACUUCAGCUCAUACUAUGGGUCUGAGGUGGAAGGUUUUGGUACCAUCAAGGACUCUGAGUCCCUCUGUUUGUUCCUGUUGGAAAAGGCUCAGGUUGCACUUGUCCCUGGGGAUGCUUUUGGCGAUGACAAGGGUGUUCGCAUUUCAUAUGCUGCAGCAAUGUCGACACUGCAAACUGCAAUGGGAAAGAUAAAAGAAGCGAUGGCUCUGCUCAGGCCUCCUAUUGCCGUUUAG
This is a messenger RNA of Miscanthus lutarioriparius, 1989 nucleotides long. The record is from the annotation of a GenBank genome assembly. Lineage: Eukaryota; Viridiplantae; Streptophyta; Magnoliopsida; Poales; Poaceae.